Messenger RNA from Temnothorax curvispinosus, 369 nucleotides. RefSeq names its product longitudinals lacking protein, isoforms N/O/W/X/Y-like. The coding region runs from base 1 to 369 and encodes 122 amino acids. The transcript has 2 exons. The record is from RefSeq and is a predicted model, not a curated record. NCBI's taxonomy places the organism in Eukaryota, Metazoa, Arthropoda, Insecta, Hymenoptera, Formicidae.
AUGCGGCAUUACAGAUACGAGUGCGGCAUACCGCAGCGAUUCGAGUGCCCGUACUGCAAGCACCACUUGCGUCAGCAUAGUUCUUCCAAGCGGAGGAGGAGUCUCGAAGAAGUUUAUUCGGAGUCGGGCCAUCUCAAUAAGCGAUACGGCCUGUACGAGUGUCCCAGUUGCGGCAAUCUGUACAAGUGGAAGAAAUCGAUGCUCGCGCAUCUGCGCCAUCAGUGCAAACAACCGCCGAGAUUCGAAUGCACGUAUUGCCCGGUAAAAAAUUAUCAGAAGGGCCAUAUCAUACGUCAUCUGCGCGUGCAUCACCCGAAUCUGUCGCCGUUGUACUACGAUUGGAAGCUCAACAAUGUGUACCGGCUCUGA